Rubroshorea leprosula is the source of this 2258-nucleotide messenger RNA. Lineage: Eukaryota; Viridiplantae; Streptophyta; Magnoliopsida; Malvales; Dipterocarpaceae. The record is from the annotation of a GenBank genome assembly.
GGGAGAGUGGCUGUGGAGGAAAUCCUGAAACAGUGAGGCAACCCGAUUUCUUUUCGAACCUCUGGAUCGAAGACGGUGCUAACAGAUUCCGAAGUGUUUCUGCAAUUGGGUUAACUAUGGGUGAAGAAGAAACAAAGACUGAAGUCCCAGAGGCAGUAGCUAACGGCACUGCUGCAUCAGAGAAACCUAGUGACACUGUGGAUGACAAAACAGUGGAAGAAAAUGAUGGGCUAAAAGAAAUGGAAGAAGAUAAGAAAGAUGAGGCUGACAAAAUGGAUGAAGACCCACCCCUAAAGGAAGAUGAGGCAAGCAAAUUGAAAAAGGAAGAACCAAAUGGUGAAGCAAUGGAUGAAGAAACUGGUCCUAUAGAAAAUGAUGAGACAGAAAAGGAGGAAAACAAAGAAGUGGAGGAGGAGGAAGGGUCAGAAGAAGAAGAAAAACAAGUGGAUGAAGAGGAAGGGAAGACUGAAGAGAUCAAGCAGACUAAAGGUUCAAGGAGGCGUGGGAAAGGCAAGAAUAUACGGGAGAAAGUCAAAGGGAAGACAAAGGACGGAGCAGCUAAGAAGGAUGUAGAGCAAAGAACUCCUGUUACUGAUCGCCCUGUACGUGAGCGGAAAACUGUUGAAAGGCUGGUUGCAUCUAUUGAGAAAGACUCUUCUAGGGAACUCCAAAUUGAAAAGGGCCGUGGUACCCCACUCAAAGAUAUUCCAAAUGUUGCAUUCAAGCUGUCUAGAAGGAAGAGUGAUGACACUUUCAGGCUGCUUCAUACAAUACUCUUUGGAAGAAGAGGGAAGGCUAUUCAGAUCAAGGGUAAUAUAUCCCGCUUUUCUGGUUUUGUGUGGCAUGAAAAUGAGGAAAAGCAAAAGAUGAAGGUAAAAGAAAAAUUCGACAAGUGUAAUAAAGAGAAAUUGUUGGAACUCUGUGAUGUGCUUGACAUAACAGUUGCCAAGGCUACUACAAGGAAGGAAGAUAUUGUUACAAAGCUGAUAGACUUUUUGGUGGCCCCUCAUGCCACAACUACUGUGCUACUAGCAGAAAAAGAGAAGCCAAGUAAGGGCAUAAAGCGCAAGCGGAGUAGCAAACAAAGUUCAUCAACCUCUGGGAAUGCUCCUUCAAAGCGCUCUGCAAAGAGUCAAGGGAAGAAUGAGGAGACUUUGGAAGCAAAAGGGGGUAUUGAUACAGAAGAUGAGUCAGAAGAUGAAGACAAGGAAGAGGAAGAAAAUGAAGAUAAGGAAAAGGAGAAUGGUGUUCCCGAAAAAUCUGAGGAUGAGAUGCCUGAGAAUUCUGAGAGUGAGGAGAAAAAUGAAUCUGAGGAAGAUGUGGGCAAGAAGAAACGUUCAAAGGCUUCAUCCAGAAAGAAAGAUUCUGCUAAAAAAGCUAAAACCAAGAAGGCCAAAGUUGCCAAAACAUCCAGUCCGCCACCAAAAGUAACACCUAAAAGAUCCUCAUCCAAGCGUGCAAAGGUUGAGGAUCAUGAUGAUGAAAAAACUGCAAAGGCAUCUUCCAGGAAGAGAAAUAUGAAAGUAACAAAGGAGAAGUCCUCAACCCCAGCAAAAUCUGCCUCCAAGGAGAAACCUGGUAAAAAGGUUGCAAAAAGGAAGGACAAAGGUAAAGAGGAAAAACUGAAGCCAACUGAUGAAGAGCUAAGAGAUGCAAUUUGUGAAAUUCUUAAAGAAGUGGACUUCAACACGGCAACGUUCACCGACAUUCUGAAGUUGCUUGCUCAACAAUUCAAUACGGAUCUAACUCCAAGGAAGUCAUCAAUAAAACUCAUGAUUCAGGAAGAGCUUACCAAACUAGCUGAUGAAGCAGAUGACGAAGAUGGUGAAGGCGAUGCCGGGAAAGAUGAAACCACCCAAACAACCCAAUCCGUUGGCCAAGAGGUUGUAGCCUGAUCAGCACACCAGUGACCAGAACAUAACUCCAUGAAAAUGGCUUGUUAGCUAUUUUCCUGUUGUAUCCAUAUGCUCUGUUUAAGCCGUGAUCGAGUAAAGCUGAGCAAGCUUGUAACUUAGUAUUUUUAUUUUCUUGGCAAACAAGAUGAGAUUCACAAACCAGUAGAGUAUCUGGAGCUACCCAAGUGGUACUUUGGGGUGUCAAUGUGCAGCUUGCUAUAUACCCUUUAGCAUAAAUUGUAGGAAGAAUUUUUCAAUCUAAAUUUAACCAAACAUUAUGUGGAUUAUAACCCUGGUUCUGUUGAACUUGUUUUUGCAUGUUCUGUCAAUUGUGGGUUUUACGAAUAACAGGUAGCUAAGUCU